CUCACUUUGCAUUUGAGGGGGCUCAGUUCUCUUCUGUGCAAAUUUAGGGAGAGGAAGAAGAGUAGGUGAUAAAACUCUGACUUAGAGUAGAUUAACAGAAGGGUAGUUUUUAAUUGACAGCCUUGUAGUGGCACCAGUAUUUUCUUUUAAUCUGCUGGCAUGAGCAUAGUGCUGGCCCCUGUGGAGUACAGGAUGCUUCAAACGCAGAAAUAGGAAAUGCAGCAAGUGUCAGCAUUAGAUUUCUGCCUGUCUGAGUGCUGAUUUGUGAGCUUAUGAGAAAGACCUUCAACCGCCCUUCUUCAAUAAAGACCUAGGAUGUCUCUUUGCAACUGCUGAACAUCUCCUCACGUUAAUGUGAAGGAUAUGAAGAUCGAGCCAAUAGGAGAAGUUACUUGGAACGAAAAACAACUGUGGAACACUGUAUGUGGUUGAUCUGCACUAACACGCUGGAUGUUUUGUGGGGGAUUUUUUUUAUUCACUGAAAACAGCAUAGGGUUGUUUCAAACAGCUGCAGUUCUUUUGGAUGAAACAUUGAAAAAUACAGAGUUUUACACUUACUUUGAAGAUUUCAUUUGCUAGUCUGAUGUGCCUGUGUGAGAAGCUGUGCUUUCUUUAUUUGUACUACUCACACCGGAGACAAGAAAACGGACUGUAAUGUGUACCAAGAUGUUGUACCUUCUGUGUGAGGUAUACCAGAAAGUGUGAGGAUCUUUUAGCUUUGUGUAGAAACUUGCCCUUUUCUGUCCAUUAAGUACAACUGAUUUUUCUUUUCUCUUUGUAGUAAAACCAGGUGUUGGUUUCUGAGGAAAAGCACAUAUGAUACAAAUAACUGAACUGUACCUAUUUCCAAGUCUUUAAAUCUCUGUCAUUUUUUUUUCUUUUUUUGAUAGCAUUUGAAUUGGUCAAAGAAACUUUGCACUCCAUUGACAUUAAAAAACAAAAUCACAGUAUCUUUCUGUGCCUCAGAAGAGUGUAAGCUCUGAAGAGCUGAUUUUUCCUUUGGUGAAUAACUUGGUGAAGAUACAGGGAUACACAUCCAUGUCUCAACGUCGCUUUUUAAGGGAAGGACGUGAAAGUCAUUUUAGGAUCCUACCAAGAGUCAGCCAAAUCCUUCAUGGUAGAAGACACCCACGAAAUAAUCCACGCCAAACAUGCUCUGAUGAAAUCAUGCAUCAAGAUAUCAUUCCCCUCUAUGCUGCAGAUAUUGAGGACCAGUUAAAGAAGCAGUUUGCUUACCUAUCAGGUGGAAGAGGAGGAGAUGGCUGCCCCGUUAUCACCUUUCCAGACUAUCCAACUUUCAGCGAGAUCCCCGAAAAGGAGUUCCAGAAUGUCCUGACCUACCUGACGAGCAUCCCAAGUUUACCAGAUGCUGGAAUUGGAUUUAUUCUUGUCAUUGAUCGCAGACAGGACAAAUGGACCUCUGUGAAAGCUUCUAUACUGAGGAUAGCAGCAUCUUUCCCAGGAAACCUGCAACUAGUCCUCGUGCUGCGCCCAACGGGAUUUUUUCAUCGAGCGCUCUCAGACAUUGCUUUCAAGCUCAACAAAGAUGAGUUUAAAAUGAAAGUACCUAUCAUAAUGCUGGGCUCAGUAUCAGAACUGCAGGGUUACAUUGAUAAAACACAAUUAACAGAAGAUCUUGGUGGCACCCUGGAUUACUGCCAUAACAGAUGGCUAUCCCAUCGCACUGCUAUAGAAAGUUUCGCCCAAAUGGUUAAGCAAACAGCUCAGAUUCUUCAGUCCUUUGGGACUGAGCUGGCUGAAACAGAACUACCAAAUGAUGUGCAGUCAACCAGCUCCCUUCUUGCAGCACAUGCAGAGAAGAAGAACAAAAUGAAGGAGGAUAUAAGGUUAGCAGUAGAACACGGAGAUGAUAUCCUUGGAGGUAUUACAAAACCAGUUACUGAGAACCCUGAAUACAAACUGAAUCAAGAUCAACUAGACAAUCAAACAACUGUAGAAAGGCUUCUGGCUCAAUUGCAUGAAACAGAGAUUGCCUUUGAUCAGUUUUGGACUAAGCAUCAGCAAAAACUUGAGCAGUGCCUGCACCUUCGGAAUUUUGAACAGAAUUUUAGAGAGGUUAAAGCAGCUUUGGAUAUUGUGUCCGAGAGACUGUAUGCUUUCACAGAUGUGGGAAACAGCUGCUCACAUGUGGAGCACAUUUUGAAAGAUCUUGCCAACUUUGAAGAAAAAUCGUGUGAAACUAUAGCAAAGGCCAGAAUGCUAGCCUCAGAGGGUGAUGGUUUUAUUCAAAGCAAUCAUUAUGCUGUGGACUCCAUUAUUCCAAAAUGCAGUGAACUUCAUCAUCUCUGUGAUGUCUUUACUACUGAGACAGAACAGAAGAGGAAUCUUCUUAACAAAUCUCUAGAACUUCAUGGCUUAUUAGAAAAGUCUAUGAAGUGGUGCGAUGAAGGAAUUUAUCUGCUGGCUUCACAGCCUGUAGAUAAGUGUCAGUCUCAGGAUGGUGCAGAAUCAGCAUUACAGGAGAUUGAGAAGUUCCUGGACACUGGUGCAGGCAAUAAAAUCAAGGAGUUGAAUAAAAUUUACAGAGAAUAUGCACACAUUCUCAAUGAGGACCUAAAGGAGCAUGUGCAAAAGGUAUUCCAGAAGCAGGAAAGCAUGGAGGAAAUGUUUCAGAAGAGACAAGUAAGCCUCAAGAAAUUGGCAGCUAAGCAGAUGCGUCCUGUUCAGCCAGUUGCACCAAGACCUGAAGCCUUUGUAAAAUCUCCUUGUACCUCUCCAGGUCCUCAUAGAAAUUACAUGUCCAACUCAGAAAGUAGUGUGCUUCGGAGGGUAAACUACAAAAGAACAAAGAGUGAAAUGACUGAACUCCAUCAAAAUAGGGGAGGAUCUACAAUGGAUGAUGAAGAAAACCUAGCUGUAUUACGGCAGCAUGUAAUUAAUGAACUUAUUGAAACCGAACGAGCGUAUGUGGAAGAACUUCUCUGCGUUCUUGAGGGCUAUGCUGCAGAGAUGGACAACCCCCUCAUGGCUCAUCUUAUUCCAUCAGAGCUCCAAAAUAAGAAGGAUAUUUUGUUUGGGAAUAUGGAGGAAAUUUAUCACUUUCACAACAGAAUAUUCCUGAGAGAACUGGAAAAUUACGUAGAAUACCCAGAACAAGUAGGCCGGUGUUUUCUGGAUCAGAUGGAAGAUUUCCAGAUUUAUGAAAAAUACUGCCAAAAUAAACCCCGAUCUGAAAGUUUGUGGAGACAGUUUUCAGAUUCCAUAUUCUUUCAGGAAUGUCAAAGGAAACUUGAUCACAAGCUGAGUUUGGACUCAUACUUGCUGAAACCUGUUCAAAGAAUAACCAAAUAUCAGUUAUUGCUAAAGGAAAUGCUGAAAUACAGUAAGAACUGUGAAGGUGCUGAAGAUCUUCAGGAGGCAUUAACUUCUAUACUGGGUAUUCUCAAAGCAGUUAAUGAUUCUAUGCACCAGAUAGCCAUUACUGGCUAUGAUGGAAACCUGAAUGAACUGGGCAAGCUUUUGAUGCAGGGAUCCUUCAGUGUCUGGAUUGAUCAUAAAAAGGGUCACUCGAAGGUGAAGGAUUUGGCACGCUUCAAGCCGAUGCAGCGACACCUGUUCCUCCAUGAGAAAGCAGUGCUGUUCUGUAAAAAGAGAGAAGAAAAUGGAGAGGGAUAUGAGAAGGCACCUUCCUAUAGCUAUAAACACUCCUUAAAUAUGGCAGCAGUUGGAAUAACAGAAAAUGUGAAAGGUGAUGCAAAGAAAUUUGAAAUCUGGUAUAACGCAAGGGAAGAAGUUUACAUCAUACAGGCACCAACUCCUGAAGUUAAAGCUACUUGGGUAAAUGAAAUAAGAAAAGUGCUGACUAGUCAACUGCAAGCAUGCAGAGAAGCUAGUCAGCACAGGACACUAGAACAAACACACAGUUUACCUCUACCAACAACAUCUUGUACAAGUCCUUCACGGAACAAUGUUAGAAACAUUAAAAAACUGGAAGAGAGAAAAGCUGAUCUCACGAGUCCAGAAGGUUAUGGCACCACAGUAGCACCAAAGUACCCUGAGAAAGGCAAAGAAACUCCAUCACCUACUGCUAAAAGCCAGACAUUGCCAAUGAUCCUUCUUACAGGACCAGCUUCUCCUACCAGCCCUGACAAAAAAGCUAAACGACAUGAAGUAGUGAGUGACCCAACUCCUUUUGGUUUAAGAGGUUGGGCUAAGACAUCUCAUUCUCUUGAUGCAUCUGAAGAAAAUGACGGCUGGUCUAGUGCCGAAGAUCCGCUGAAUUCAUCAGAUGCAGAGGAGGAAGGAGGAGGAGGGGGAGGCGAGAUGAAACUGACACCUGGUAAAUAUACAGUUGUGACUGACUAUGAGAAAGGAGUUUCUGAAGAAUUUACAGUGAAAAGUGGAGAUCUAGUUCAACUGAUUCGAGAAGGGGAGGAUGGACUUUGGUAUGUAAAGAAUCUGAGCACUGGUAGAGAAGGUUGGAUCCCAGCAAACAAUCUGCUGAUGCUCAUAGGCAAUUCAAAAUCAGCUCAGUCUUUAAGCAGUUCUGAAUCAGGCACUGCUUCCAGCACUUUGAGCACGUCAUCAAGUUGCAGUGAUGGUUGCAAUGCCAGCAGCACCAGCUUCUCAGACAUUAAGGGCUAAUGUUAAAUUUGCAUCCCACCUCCAGGGAAGGUGGAAAUCUGGAGUUUGUCAUCUUGUGCAGAGUUCUGAAUGUUCAACUGUAAUGGAGAAUCCCUAUUUUGUGUUGCCAACUCUGUAUAUUUUCCUUGGUGAUUUCUAGAAGUUCUCACAGAAGAUCCCAAUGAAAAGUGCAUGGAAUGUGAAGUUGUAAAUAAAAGAUUUGAAAUUAGGUCUUGUAGAGGCUUCUGCUCUGAAGUCUGAAGCUCCAGAGCUGCUAGCAUCAAACACAUUUACUCAUAGAUAUACAAUCAGGUUUCUGCAGAAGUAUAUCAUUUCAUAACAGCCAGAAUCCGAAUGUGAGCAAACAAAAUGUGUUCAGUGCUAAUUCCUUAUUGUAAAUUAAUAAAUUAGCAAUCACUGUACAGGAUAGGUAUAAGGAACAUAAAACUGAGUUUACAAUUUCUGCUCCCCCAAAACCCUUUCUCCAAGGAUGCACCUGUGUCAGUGCAUGUGAAUGGGACUCUUACAGCAGCCAGGAAGUAAGUUUGGCCCAGCCACUUCUCAUGUCUUGGGUCUUCAGGAGACUUUUUCUGCAGUAAAAUACUUCCUAGAGGCUGUGAUGCAGAAAUGACCAAUUGACUGACCACAACAGCAUCAAAAGAAAACACUGUUUUAUCCUUUCCAGCCUUUUUCUGUGUGCAGUGGGAUAGCUAUUUUCUGAGGCAUUUUGACCUCACAACCAAAUUCUUUACCAAGAUCACUGUGUUUACAUAGCUUUGGCAAUUUAGAGGUAUCUUUUUUUUUUUUAAUUCAAGUGCACGAUGAAUCACAAACAUUUGUAUUCGCUAAAUAAUUUAGUAAUAAUCUGCAGUUGCAUGGUUACCUUCAGCUCUAUCAAUUAGCAUGUAGUUACAGGCAAAGAAAAAUAUUGCAGUUGCACUAUGGGUCAAGAGCCUUCAUUCAGACAAACCUCUGAGGGCUAGAAACCUGACAUUUUUAGUCAAUAGUGUUUGUUGCAGAUUUAGUCAAAAAGACAAAAACAAUCACACAAUUUUUCUAUAAAAGGGGAAGACAGGAGAAAACAUUAGAGAAGAGUCAGAUUUGUACUAUAGACAAAUAAUUUUAAUUUUUUUUAAGAAAUGCUAAUGCUAAACUUGCCAUUUUUCAAGAUAUGAUGUAAGCCAAUGUUGUAAAUUUUCAGGUUGUCAGGUGUUCUUUGCACUUCAUCCUAACAAAUAGUACAGAAACUUGUGCUUGUAAUGUAUGGAAUACUGUAUUCAUUCCUUGCCAUCUUUCAAAUAUUUUUACUUACAUGAAAAUGUUUUAACCUGGUUCAUGUAUCAUAUUUCUUAAAAAUAAUGUGGAAGAGCUUUGUUUUUCAAAAGCACUAAGUAACAGCAAACUGUCAACAAGAACUGCUGUUAAUUAUCAGACCCUCUGAUGACUGAGCACCAAAGUCCUUUUUUUUUAAUUCCAGAAAUUGAAAUUUUUAGAGGCUGCAGCUUAGAAAACUUAAAGGAGAAACCCUCUAAAGAAUGCUCUUGCUCCUGAGUUGCAAAAGCAACCCCAUCCCAGAUACAAUCAAAAUGUAGCUGACUGUGGUCAGUACAAACUGAAACACUUAUAUGUACACAUAUAUACGCACAUAUAUAUGUGCGUAUAUAUGUGUGUGUGUAGAUAUGUAUAUGUAUGUAGAUAUAAUGUAUCAAUGUAAAAGAUGUAUUUAUAGUCUUCAUGCUGCUGAAUGUGUCACUUUACAAUUCAAAAUUACUUAGGUUUCUUGCAAUACUGCAAUAUAAAGACUGAUCAGGGUUUUACUUCAGGCAUCUUUCCCAAUAUAGAAAUCCUCUGAUCUUUUUUAAUUAUCCCAUGUAAUACUGUGCUGGCCAGGAAUGUUUAGUCUGAUAUUUAAUAAUGAAAUGGUAAUGUGCAGAGAUUCAGCUUGUCGUCUUUGUAAGUUAUUUUGUAAAUUAUCUGUAACAUAACUUACUUAUAUAUUGCUGUCAUCGGUAAGAUGAGACUGUCGUUUCAUUUCUCACUACAGCCUCAUUUCUGUUGUUUCAAUGAUCUUAUACACAUCAUUGCACUUUAAUACAACCCAAUGCACCAUUUCCUUUUCUACUGCUGUUGUGAAUUAGAAUUUCAAAGUCAGAGGUCUGUAUUGUAACUAUGAAAAUUUGAAUAAAUUUCAGCACUUCUUGCUGAAUUCCUUCUA
Molecule: messenger RNA, 6799 nt
Organism: Dromaius novaehollandiae (emu)
Lineage: Eukaryota; Metazoa; Chordata; Aves; Casuariiformes; Dromaiidae
Gene: MCF2L
Product: MCF.2 cell line derived transforming sequence like
Exons: 32
Coding region: 1039-4605 (1188 amino acids)
Biological process (GO): intracellular signal transduction; positive regulation of Rho protein signal transduction
Cellular component (GO): cytoplasm
Molecular function (GO): guanyl-nucleotide exchange factor activity; protein binding
Source: RefSeq, a predicted model, not a curated record